Messenger RNA from Plenodomus lingam JN3, 2619 nucleotides. RefSeq lists its product as uncharacterized. NCBI's taxonomy places the organism in Eukaryota, Fungi, Ascomycota, Dothideomycetes, Pleosporales, Leptosphaeriaceae. The record is from RefSeq and is a predicted model, not a curated record. Gene Ontology annotation, molecular function: DNA-binding transcription factor activity, RNA polymerase II-specific; zinc ion binding; RNA polymerase II cis-regulatory region sequence-specific DNA binding. Gene Ontology annotation, cellular component: chromatin. Gene Ontology annotation, biological process: regulation of transcription by RNA polymerase II; DNA-templated transcription.
AUGGCGAAUCCUUCGACUACUGCCAAAGUAGUAGAUAAAAAAUACAAAUGCCAAUAUUGCAACCGCGCCUUCAGCAGGAGCGAGCACCGCAGCCGUCAUGAACGCUCUCACACCAAAGAGCGACCCUUCAAGUGCCUCAAGUGCCGCAGCACCUUUGUGCGUCGCGACCUCCUGUUGCGACACGACCGCACCGUUCACGCCAAAGACGGCGGUGCGCCCCUGCCCAGCGAACAGAAGCGGCGCUCUGCCAACAAGACGGCCGACGCUGGGCCCUCGAAAACCGCAGUGACAAGCGCUGCCGCUACCGCUGCUGCUGCUGCUGCUGCUGCUGCUGCUACCGCUGCCCCCAAUGCCGCCACUACACUGGAGCAGAUCGAGGACAGCAACGAGGCCAUGGAAGAUGCAGACCUCGAGGCCGCUGCCAUGCUGAUGACGGACUUCCACCACAAGGCCAUGGCCAGCCAGGAGCCCGAGAUGCUGCCCGAGCACCAUGAGCCCGGCAUCUCGCCCACCACGGGCCAGUCGAUACUGGAACCCGUCAUCCCCUACACAGCGCCCGGCCAGAACAUGCUGCCCCAGAUGCCCUGGAGAGACUCAAUGGUCCCCCUGUCGGAAUCCAAGUCUACCCCAGACUCGCACUCUGCCUUCAACAGCGCCAGCGCGCUCACCUCGCAUCCACAUCAGCUGCCACCGCUGAUGGAGCGCACCAUGUCGGGCAACGAUACUCUAGCGCCCACCUUCCAGGCGAUGAACGGUGGCAACGGCCUCGGUACGCCUGGUGCCCUGUCGCCGUAUCCCUCGAUGAUGGGGCCUGUAUCGCCCGUCGACUACCGCAAGUCCCCUGGGCCCAACCAGGCUCUGAUGAUGACACGCGCCCCGCAGCUCGACUCGGAAGAGCAGUGCGCCAGGAUAUAUGAGAAUAUCAAACAAUACGACAGCGAGAACUCACUGCUCGAGACGUUCCAUUUGCCCAGCUUGAACACACUGAACCGUCUGCUCAAGACCUAUUUCGAUCUGUUCCAUCAUCACUUGCCAUUCCUGCACCCAGCAACUUUCAACCCGACAGAGGUCUCGGCGCCAUUGCUCCUGGCGGUACUGUCCAUAGGUGCCCUGUACAUCUUCGAUCAAGAUCAGGCAUACAUGCUGCACAUUGGCUCCAAAGUUCUUGUCAACCAGUUCUUGCAGAACAAGGAAAACUUUAGCUCACGCAAGUGCCCCUUGUGGACCAUGCAGAGUACGCUUCUGAACAUGAUCUUCUCAAGCUGGAGUGGAGAUCCCAAGGGGCUAGAAUGGGCAUGCUCGAUCAAGAGUUUACUGGCCAAUAUGGUCGCUGGAAACCGCUACGAGCUCAAGCUCCGAGCUGACGCCCGCGACGGCGCCCAGCCUAACCACGAGGAAUGGGUAGUAGAUGAGCAGUGUCGUCGAACAUAUUAUGCAGUGUAUAUCUUCUUUGGUCUGCUAACGCUGACGUACAACCACACCCCAGCCAUGGGCUUCAAUGAAUUCGAUACUUUGGAGCUGCCGUCGUCAGAGUCACUCUGGACGAUGGAGGUCUCUGAUGAUGAAGCAUGGCGUGAGAGUCUAGCAGCAUCCAAGAUUAUUACCUUCCGCCAAGCGCACGACAACCUCUUCCAAGGAGAGACUGCACGCUACAGUGCAUUCGCCACUCGUGUCAUGAUCAACGCUCUCUUCCUCGAGGUCUGGUAUCACAAGCGAAGCCCAGAGGCCCUGCAAGAUGUCGUUACAGAGUACAAACUUCGCCUGGCAUUGGAGACUUGGGAGAAAUCACUCGAGUUGUGUGAACCGGAGACUGUCGUCGUGCAAUUGAGCGCACCACACAAGGGACAUCCUUUGAUUUUCAAUGCGAUGGCCUUGUACAGGAAUACAAGAGCCCGUCUGGUUGUCGACCUCAAGUCGAUUCAGGAAGCUCUGCGCUAUCACGACUCAUACGAAGUGGCCGCUGCCAUGACCAAUGCUCGCGACAAGGUUCAGCGAUCGCCUGAGAUGAUCAAAGUCAUUCAAGAGUGCUUCGACUGCAUCGAAGUGGCAGCUGUACAAGGAAUCCGUUGGGUUGCACGAACUUCGGCUACCAACUGGAGUAUCGAACAUCCCCUCACUGGCAUGGAUCUCAUGGUCAUCCUCACUCUUUGGCUCUACCGUCUGGAACACGAUGAAGAGCCUGCUACCGAGGAAGAGCUGGCCAUGUACAACAAGCUCCGUAAUCUCUUUGACGACGACUCUGUUGACGUCUAUGGUGCCAAGUUGAGCUCUACUGUUGCCCGACUUUGGGGCAGUAUGAUUGAUGAGGUUGUUGUAUGGGGUAUCACUAGACUUAUGGGCGAAGCCUUUAAGCUUCACUCACAAGCCCUUGUCGGCUACGAAGACGCCAUGUCGUCGCGCUCCGGGUCUGCAUCUCCAAUGGCCACUGGAGGCGUGCAAGUCCUGGAGAUGCAAAUGGCAUAUUGUCAUUUCCGUGCAAUCAAGGCAUGGCAUGGCGUUUGGCGUACGGCAUACUUCAUCUGCUUCGAGCUCUUCGACGAGCAGUACGGCGCAAAGGGGCGGUCUGUUCCAGAUCCCUACACACUCGAGCUCAGGCUCUCCUCUUCAGCAACCUUCUAA